Symbiodinium sp. CCMP2456 is the source of this 990-nucleotide messenger RNA. The record is from the annotation of a GenBank genome assembly. Lineage: Eukaryota; Dinophyceae; Suessiales; Symbiodiniaceae.
AUGGUUGGUGAGGAUCUAUCUGCCUUCUCUGCACACUACCUUGGCGGCAUGCUAUGGCAAGGACGGAAAAUUGCUGCGACUUCACCACGCAAGAAGCGCAAGCGCUCCGGGGACGUGCUGGCCAGUGCCAAGGACGCUGAGGCAGCGGUAGAACGCGCGGAGUUCAAGGUCGUCAUCCAUGAUUUUUCGGCUGGUGCUGUCGACAUGUUCUUGCGUUUCCUGUUUACCGGGAGUGUCCAGGGCUCUGCGAGCGCUUUGCUGGAGGUGGCUGCGUUGGCAGACAAGUACCAGGUCAAGCCAUUGCAUGACCUGUGCAUGAGGCUGGUUAGGGAGGCCCUCACAGCUGUCACAGCCUGUGAAGUCUUCGCUUCCACAGACCGGUUCCACAUGGAUGACUUGCGAGCAGAGGCGGACGCCAUCAAGGAGAUUCUCCGGAGCUGGCGAGUCAAGGGCGGCGAGUGCCUGGAAUCGAAGAUCAACAUCCAAACAGAGAGUCUGCAAACGACUAAUGUGCAAGGUGAACUCUACUAUCGCUACCAAUGGGCCGGCAGUAAGGGCGCUUUCGUGGGCGGCUGGGUGGUAGUGAUCCUGGGCCUGGAGCAGAGAGAGGCCUACACCACGGCAGUUCUCGAGAAUAUGGCCUCCAAUAGUCUGCGGUACAAUGGAAAGAAUUUCGUUGCACCCCCCCCCCCACUUUCCGCAAAGGGUGGGUGCAGUGGCUGCUUCCCCAUGCCUAGGUUUAUCUUCAGGGCUUCUACUUGGAGUUGCAUUCCAAGGGGUAUAUAUCGGCCGCGGCAUCCUUCCGACGACCUUUACGAAAACUAUGUACCGUCCUCGGCAUCUUUCCGGAUCUGGACUUCCGAAGACGGAGCGACCUGGCACCUCGCCUACGAGUCGAAGAAGGAGAUCCAACUCGGCAGUUUCCUGCCUUGCAAGAGACCUCCGGGUUUGGUGAAGUGUUUCAAGCUGGAGGUCCUGGAGGGUGAACUU